Guillardia theta CCMP2712 is the source of this 1039-nucleotide messenger RNA. RefSeq lists its product as hypothetical. Bases 1 to 924 code for a protein of 307 amino acids. The record is from RefSeq and is a predicted model, not a curated record. Gene Ontology annotation, molecular function: ribosomal small subunit binding; GTP binding; rRNA binding. The transcript has 2 exons. Gene Ontology annotation, cellular component: cytosol. Gene Ontology annotation, biological process: ribosomal small subunit assembly. Lineage: Eukaryota; Cryptophyceae; Pyrenomonadales; Geminigeraceae.
AUGUAUCAGGAGCAGCAGGACGAGGAUGAGGACUAUGUGUUUGAAGGCCCCAAGAGAUGCGGGACUGUCGCCAUUCUCGGGGCUCCUAAUGCUGGCAAGAGCACUUUGCUGAAUGCGUUAGUUGGAUCCAAAGUUGCUAUUGUGACCCACAAGCGUCAAACGACAAGGAACAGCAUCAACGGGAUCGCGAUGGAGGGAGGAACACAAGUCAUCUACAUCGAUACACCAGGUAUCAUGGCGCCAAAACCCAAGCAGAGGCUGAACAAAGCCAUGGUGAAGUCCGCCUGGAACAGCGCUCGUGACGCUGACGAGAUCUUCUUUCUGAUCGACGCGGACAAGAUUAUCCCCGGGGGGACUGGGCCUGGGAGAACUGGGAGAAAAUCUGCUCCUUUGACUCUUCCGGUUGAUCCGGAGCGUUUGAAAUUGCGUGCUGGAACCAACGAGGAGCUGAUCAUGUCGAGAAUCGAUGAUCAAGAAAGUUUUGCGGUGAGCGCCAAGACAGGAAGAGGACUGGAUGCCUUGAAGGCCUACUUGAAGGAUAGCCUCCCUCUCGGACCAUGGCUGUAUCCUGUUGAUCAGAUCUCGAACAUUCCAAUGCGCAAUCUAGUGGCAGAAUUCACGCGUGAAUCCAUCUUCUUGCGUGCUCACGAGGAGGUUCCCUACGCCUGCUACGUGGAGACGGAGUCGUAUGAGACGCAGCCGAACGGGAGCAUUCGCAUUGAGCAGACAAUUUUUGUGGAGACGGAGGGGCAAAAGAAGAUUCUGAUAGGCAUGAUCAAAGACAUCAGCACAAGAUCGCGCGUGGAGAUGAUGAAGUUCCUCGAAUGCACAGUCCAUCUGUUUCUCAAAGUCAAGCUGAGGAAAGGAUGGACGGACAACAACCAGGUCAUGUACGACCGCCUCGGCCUCGACUUCAAUGCCUGAGGUGCCGCCCAUCCUGUUGCCUUCACUUUCACCAGUCGGUCUAGUAAAUUUUCAAACUGUUUCGAUCAGAAUCGCUUCGAUCUCAGGACAGCCUGCCGCGCAAAGGGUGCCCGAU